AUGUCUCAAGAUCGAGAGAGAGUUGGGAAGGCGUACAAUGCAAUGAAGAGCUUAGGAAUCUCAGCAGGAACUGUACGGCCGGUACUUAGGAGACUAUUUAAAUUGUACAACAAAAAAUGGGAACUCAUAGAAGAAGACAAUUACCGUACCCUUGCUGAUGCCAUAUUUGAAUACGAAGAAGAUAAGCUAAAGGCUGAAACAAAAACAAAAACCGAAAAUUUGAAUGAAGAUAACAGAAGUCCUUCUAUCAAAGGAGAUCCAGGGGAUGAGGUCUCCUCUACGAGUAGAAAUGGCAAAAGAAAAUUAGAACCAGACGGGUCUGGUGCAGUAAAGAUGGUAGAGUCUUCUCAAUCGGUCUCAAUUGAUGCUACAAGUAAACCUGUUCUCAAUGUGAGUGAAGCACCCAGUGAAAGCAAAUGCAUGGAUCUUGUUCUGUUAAAUUCAUGUCCCAAUGAGGAAAACUCACGUGGUCCACGAGCAUCAAGUGCAACAGCAGAAAAGAAGGACAAAGAUUGCUCUCCACAAUUUGUGGUUCCUGCUUUGCGUACUCAUCCAGACUCAAACAUCACUUCACAGCACUCAGAUGCCAGGAAGAAACAAAUCGGUUCCAAUUUGGCAUUCAAUCUUCACACCGGAUCACAAACCUCGUACGACAUAGCUUCUUCGGCUUGCGGACAAGUCAAAAUCUCCCUAACAUGCAAACACAACAUAUGGCAAAACAACUUCCAUUUUCCAAGUCCAGAUGAUAUCCUUAACUUUGCCCAGCAAUUUUGCAAUGCCGAAGGCUCCCGCUUCUCGCUCAUAAACCUUUUGACUGAAUUCUGUGAGAGCUAUCUUGAAGCAGGAUCUGUUUCCUCUACAAAAAGACCCCGCUUUAACAGAUCCCCUGGAAAUCACACCCGCAGUCCCUUGACAUCCCCUUUGGAUUGUAUUAAAAAAGAGCAUCCAGAAGGUCACCAGGGGAAAAGGGCUUCGAGCAGCAAUAAAAGGGCCGUUCUGGAAAUAACUGACAUAACAAACGGCACAGAGAAAAUCAAGAUUUCGCUAUUGGACGAGACGGGUUGUGGCGAUUUGCCGCGAUAUGUGUACAGUCCAGAGAGUAUCACGUACGAGUCUGCGUAUGUGCACAUUUCUUUGGCUCGUAUUCCAGAUGAUGACUGUUGUAUGGGGUGUAAUGGGGAUUGCCUUUCGUGCUCUAUACCGUGCCCAUGUGCACGUGAUACGGGAGGAGAGUUUGCUUAUACUCGGCAAGGCUUGCUGAGCGAGAAGUUUUUGAGUUCGUGUGUUGCUAUAAAGUGUUCAGAGGGAAAGCAGCCUCUUUUCUACUGUCAGGAUUGCCCGCUGGAGAGAGCAAAAAAUGGGAGUACACAAGAAGAAUGCAAGGGGCAUCGGUAUAGAAAGUUCAUUAAAGAAUGCUGGAGAAAAUGUGGAUGCAGCAUGGAGUGUGGGAAUCGGGUUGUCCAGCGAGGCAUAACGAAGAAAUUACAGGUGUUCAUGACAGAGGGUAAAGGCUGGGGUCUGAGGACACUUGAAGAGCUUCCAAAAGGAGCUUUUGUUUGUGAAUAUAUAGGGGAGAUUCUGACCAACAUGGAAUUGUAUGAAAGGAAUACAAAAAGUAGUGGUGAAAAUAGACACGUAUAUCCUGUUCUGCUCGAUGCCGAUUGGGCAACUGAAGGAGCCUUGAAAGAUGAAGAAGCACUCUGUUUGGAUGCAACGCAUUUUGGCAAUGUAGCUCGAUUUAUCAAUCAUCGGUGUUUUGAUGGGAACCUGAUUGAAGUUCCUGUGCAGGUGGAGACUCCAGAUAGGCAUUAUUAUCAUCUAGCAUUUUUCACUAAAAGGAAAGUGCUUGCUCUAGAAGAGCUUAAUUGGGACUAUGAGAUCGAUUUUGAGGAUGAGAGUCAUCCGGUUAAGGCAUUCAAGUGUCUGUGCGGGAGUCAAUACUGUCGGGACAGAAGACGAUGA
Striga hermonthica is the source of this 1962-nucleotide messenger RNA. The record is from the annotation of a GenBank genome assembly. NCBI's taxonomy places the organism in Eukaryota, Viridiplantae, Streptophyta, Magnoliopsida, Lamiales, Orobanchaceae.